AUGAGAAGCUUCAUCAAACUGCAGACCUUGUGUUCAAGCUCAACCUGCAAGAUACUUCAUUUCCGCUUCUCAAAGUAUUACAAGGCAGAUCAUUUUGCAACACUCAAUAAACCAUCUAAGCCUAAGAAAGCCCACUCGAAACAAGAAGCAGAAAGCAGCGGCUUUGGCUCGCUCUUCAGUGAAAUAAGUGAGAUUUUGGGCGCUGAGAAUGUUACUGCGGAGAAAACUCCGUCUGGGAUUUUGAUAUCUGAAGAAGCCCAGAUGAAGGUUGGUGAGAUUGGGGAAGAGUGCGCGCCUUGCACGCUAGCUGUUCGUAGAAAUGCGGAGGAUAGUGUACUGCAACAAAAGGAAGAUAUAACGGUUUUGGAAGAUGUCCACUUGGAAAAUGUGGCUGAAAUUGAUGUUAGCCCGGUUGUUCAUGAGGUUACAAAGAUUGUCAGGGCGGAAAAUGGUUUGGUUUCUAUGGAAGAGCUGUUAGAAAACUUGGGUUUUCAGUUAGAUUCAGAGAUUGUUGACAAAGUUUUGAAGAGGUGCUUUAAAGUGCCACAUUUGGCUUUGAGAUUCUUCAAUUGGGUGAAGCUCAAAGAAGGGUUUCGUCAUACCACAGAGACUUAUAAUACCAUGCUCUUUAUCGCAGGGGAAGCCAAAGAGUUUGCAAUGGUGGAGAAGUUGGUGGAUGAAAUGGGAAAGAAUUCGUGCCAGAAAGACGUUAAGACUUGGACUAUUCUUAUCUCACUGUAUGGGAAGGCUAAGUUAAUUGGCAAAGCCUUGUUGGUCUAUGAAGAGAUGAGGAAAUGCGGUUAUGAACCGGAUGCAGUGGUUUAUAGGUUGAUGAUACGCGCACUCUGUGCUGCUGGAAAAUCUGACGUUGCAAUGGAAUUUUACAAGGAGAUGGUAAAGAAGGACAUUGGGCUUGACACGAAUUUGUACAAGCUGUUAUUGAAUGGUAUAGCUAGAUCCGGAGAGACUGGUGCUGUUGCCUUGGUUUCAGAUGACAUGAUUAGAGUCUCGCAGAUUCCAGAACACAUUGUUUAUGGUUCUGUCCUCAAGUGUUUCUGUAUCUCUGGAAGAAUCAGAGAAGCUUUAGAAUUUAUUCGUGUGCUUAAGAACAAAGAGGUUAUUCUUGGCCCUGAGUAUUUUGAGACUUUGGUGAAAGGACUGUGUAGGGCUGAUAGAAUUGUAGACGCGUUGGAAAUUUUGGAUAUCAUGAAGAGAAGAAAUAUUCUUGAUGGGAAGGUUUAUGGGAUUAUCAUCAACGGGUACUUAAGAAUAAAUGAUGUUUCUAAAGCACUUGAUCUGUUUCAUAGCAUGAAAGAAUCUGGAUAUAUUCCUAUGACUUCUACCUACACAGAGCUGAUGCAACACCUUUUUAAGUUGAAUGAAUAUCAAAAAGGCUGUGAGCUCUAUGAAGAGAUGCUGGAAAGUGGAGUUGAACCAGAUAGUGUGGCAAUCACAGCUGUGGUUGCAGGUCACAUCCGCCAAAACCAUAUAUCUGAAGCAUGGAAAGUAUUUAAUAAUAUGAAGGAGAAAGGCAUCGAGCCCACUGUCAAGUCAUAUUCUGUAUUCAUCAAGGAGCUAUGCAGAAUUUCAAGGACAGAUGAGAUUCUCAAGGUCUUGGAUGAUAUGCAAGCAUCUAGUAUAGUCAUUCGAGAUGACAUAUUUAACUUGGCUAUACAUCAUAUGGAGAAAAAGGGAGAGACGGAGAACCUUGAAAAAGUAAAACAGAUGCAGAGAAUCUAUAAACUUCAACCACAAGAAGAAGAGGUAUUUAGUAAGGAUCCGUGCAAGGGAGAGGAGCUCAAUACUGGGUUGGACUUUAACCAUUCAGAACCAGCGAGGAUGGAUCGCAAUCCUUUAUUGGAGCCACUUUCAAAAGCUUAUGAUGAGCAGGACUUGCAAAAAAUUUGUAGAAUUCUGUCCUCGUCAACAGAUUGGUGCUCUAUUCAGGAAGCUUUGGAGAAUUCUUCUGUUGAUUUCACUCCAGGGCUCGUUCUGGAAAUUUUGAGGAGUAGCAGUAUGCAUGGUUUGGUAGCAUUACAAUUUUUCUCAUGGGUGGGAAAGCAAACUGGUUAUAGCCACACUACCGAAACUUAUAACAUGGCUAUCAAAAUAGCAGGACAAGGGAAAGAUUUCAAACACAUGAGAAGCCUUUUCUAUGAAAUGAGAAGAAAAGGUUUCUCAAUAACAGCAGAUACAUGGACAAUAAUGAUAAUGCAAUAUGGUCGAACAGGUCUGACAGAGAUUGCUCUUCAGAUUUUUGAAGAGAUGAAGUCUAAUAAUUACAGCCCAACUGGCAGUACCUACAAGUAUUUGAUCAUAUCUCUUUGUGGGAGAAAAGGUAGAAAGGCAGAUGAAGCAAUUAGAAUAUUCCAGGAGAUGAUUCGUGCCAAUCAUGUACCUGACAAAGAAUUGGUUGAAUCUUAUCUUGGUUGUUUAUGUGAAGUUGGUGAGCUAUCAGAUGCUAGAAGAUGCAUAGAUUUGCUCUCUAAAGCUGGUUUUACAAUUCCUCUUUGUUAUUCCCUGUACAUUAGGGCUCUUUGUCGAGCUGGGAGAUUGCAAGAAGCUGCAGCAUUGAUGGAUGAUGUCAGGGAGGACCGGUCAAAACUGGAUCAGUACACUUAUGGGAGCCUUGUUCAUGGACUUCUGAGGAGUGGACAGUUAGAAGCAGCACUGGCCAAGGUGGAUUCUAUGAAGCAGGCAGGCAUAAAUCCAACCGUCCAUGUAUAUACCUCUUUAAUAGUUCAUUUCUUCAAAGAGAAGCAGAUAGGAAAAGCUUUAGAAAUUUUUAAGGAAAUGCAACAGGAGGGUUGUGAACCGACAAUUGUUACGUAUUCUGCGCUCAUUCGAGGGUACAUGAACAUGGAAAUGUUUGCUGAAGCUUGGGAAGUCUUCCACAAGAUGAAACAAAAAGGGCCAUUGCCUGAUUUCAGAACUUAUUCAAUGUUCAUUUCUUGUCUUUGUAAGGUGGGUAAAUCUGAAGAAGCCAUGCAGCUUAUACCUGAAAUGUUGAACACUGGGAUUGUUCCCAGUGUGGUCAAUUUUCGAACCGUAUUUUAUGGGCUUAACAGAGAAGGUAAGCAAGAUUUGGCUCGCAAUGUAAUGCAGCAAAAGUUGUCUUUAAUAAGAAAACGUAAGUUGUUAACAUAA
Molecule: messenger RNA, 3147 nt
Organism: Prunus mume (Japanese apricot)
Lineage: Eukaryota; Viridiplantae; Streptophyta; Magnoliopsida; Rosales; Rosaceae
Product: Pentatricopeptide repeat (PPR) superfamily protein
Molecular function (GO): protein binding; mRNA binding
Source: RefSeq, a predicted model, not a curated record